This is a messenger RNA of Ambispora gerdemannii, 1212 nucleotides long. The record is from the annotation of a GenBank genome assembly. NCBI's taxonomy places the organism in Eukaryota, Fungi, Glomeromycota, Glomeromycetes, Archaeosporales, Ambisporaceae.
AUGCAUAACGGUAUAUCGUCAUUUUCUUCGUCUCAAACCAAAAUUGAACACGAGCGCACGGCAGAAAUAGUGAGAAAGACGGAAGAGGUUAUUAGAGCGUAUAGGGAAGCAGGACACGCACUACGAUAUGUUUCUCAAGUCGUAGGUGAACUACAAAAAAUCCUUCCCGAAGACAUGUGCAUUCGCUUGCCAACCGGAUUGCUCAACGGCCCUCCAUCAACAGAGCUACACUUACCCGAUGAAAUCCGAAAAAAUGAUUUAUUGCGAAAAUUCAAAAAAUCAUCGACCGCCGCGAACAUAAACACCGCUGCUAAUUCCAAUCCAACACCACCCCCUAACUACGGUGAAUUCAUCAUGGAUAUCGAUCCAAAGCCACAGAAAUUCCGUCCUAUUGCUCCGACUAUUAUUACCAAUAGCAGUAUCAAUGCUAUUAUACAUCAUGAUAAUAGUAGUGAUAGAAAAUCAUCAUCAAAGGAGAUUCUACCACAUAAAUCUUUUGAGAGCACAAUCAAAUUUCCGGAAUGCGUAAAGGAAGAAGAGGAGCAAGAAGAUGAACUACUGCCAAGGAAACCACUAUCUUCAAAUGGUCAUAGUCAUCAUCGUCGUCGUUCGUUAAAAUCUAGUAAAAAAAUAAAAUCAUCCUCAAAGUCAAAAAAUCGCCAUCAGCCUUACGAGAGGCUAUCUGCGUCUUCAACAGACGAUGAAUCUUCCGAAAUUCCAAAAGAAUUCUUUGCGAUGAAAAUGAAUUUCAAUUCAGACAAAUCAUCAAUAAUGAGCACUCAUUCGCGUAUGGAAAAAUAUCAGAAAUCCCGAAGAAAGAAAGAAAAGCGACCAAAGAAACAACAACAGAUUGCUAGACACAGUCCACCUUCAGAUGACGAAGCAUUUGAUUCUACUUCUCCAGGUACAACUACUUCUAAUAACAGUAUCAUUAAGAAACCAACGACCACGCCGAAUCCAUUAACUGCAGAGCAGCAUGCACUUGUCGAUGAUUUCUUAAAAUGUCUUGAGCCACGACUUGCCAGUGGGACUGUCUCUCAAAAAGGAAUCGCAUUAGAAAUUAGGCAAGUGUCUGGAAACACUUCGCAAAUAGUUCAGGGUACAAUUUCAAAAUUGAUACGAAAAAUCGCAGUUCCGAAGGAUAGCGCGACUAUCGCAGCGAUUCGUGCAUGGAUCGAAACAGAACAAGCGAAGAAUGAAAGUUCGAAUUAA